AUGGAUGGGAAUGGCGCCCUGAACGCUGCCAAUAAUAGCGUCUACAGUCCUGAAAGCGAGCUAGAGGUUUCGCUGGCGAUAGCCGCGGAGGCGGACGACCGCCUAGCACGUUCGUGCAGCGCUACGGGGGGGCCUGGGGCUCCCUUCGUGCGGUUCUUGGAUCUCGUAGCCAAGGAAUACGAUGGCUCCAUUGAGCUCGGCACGGAGUACUGGCAAAGCGUGGUGUCGCUGAAGCCUAGCUGCCAGGCCGCCAGCUUCCCGUUGCUGCGCGUGGCUCUACUGACGACUAACUUGCGCGCCCCCAAGCACAAGGUAGUUGACGGGGUUGCCCGCCUGCUGCAGAAGAAGGACGUGGCCAAACUGCAAAGCGCAAAGCUGGCUCAGGAUGUGAUCGAGGCCGAGAAAAUCCUGAGCGAGUGCUGGGCGAAGGCGCAAAGCGCUGACUUGCCUCAUCAGAAAGUGUGCCGGUUGUUUGGCCGCUGCUGCAUUCGUUGCGUGUCUUGUCUAUUGCACAAGCAAGUGUACGAGACAAUUCCCGCAACCUUGCAGCACGUCGCAAAAAUGUUUGACGACGACCUGCAAGGUAAAGUCGCUAAGCAAGCGACUGCGCUGGCUGCCGGGGACGUCUUCUUGACCGAGCAGAAGUUGAACUUGACGCCAGGCAAUUUGUACUUGCACAAAGACUACGGGCCAGAUAAGCUGUUUCAGCUGCUGUUCCUUGAAGACGAUAAAGCGCAGCUUAAGGCUGGUGAGGCGCUGGGUCAGGACACCGCUCAGGUGACGGUGCCUUUAGCGCGGGUCGCUGCAACCUUAAAGCUCAUGAAAGCUGUGAAGCCGGUCUUGCUGACCGCGCCGGAGUAUGGCGAGACGCAGGAGACUUCGCGGAGCGCCACUCUCUCGCAGCAAUGCAAAAUCUUUUGCACGCUGCUCAAGGCAUCGGAAGAGGAGCCGAGCCCCGGCAUGCUGCUGGUGGAGUACCCUGCGAAGCGCGUGUACGCUGGCAAAGACUUCAAGAAAGGCGAAUUGGUUUUGGUGCCGCAGACCGACAACCCAAGCAAGGUUGGCAUCAACCCGCCUAAGAGCCCUGGCACUGCCUUCGCUGAGGUCGAAUAUAUCUGA
Symbiodinium pilosum is the source of this 1119-nucleotide messenger RNA. The record is from the annotation of a GenBank genome assembly. Lineage: Eukaryota; Dinophyceae; Suessiales; Symbiodiniaceae.